Messenger RNA from Aspergillus eucalypticola CBS 122712, 621 nucleotides. RefSeq names its product cutinase-domain-containing protein. Gene Ontology annotation, molecular function: cutinase activity. The annotation marks the transcript as partial. Gene Ontology annotation, cellular component: extracellular region. Gene Ontology annotation, biological process: carbohydrate catabolic process. The record is from RefSeq and is a predicted model, not a curated record. Lineage: Eukaryota; Fungi; Ascomycota; Eurotiomycetes; Eurotiales; Aspergillaceae. The transcript is spliced from 2 exons.
UCCUCCACUGCCAACAAUAUCACCGACAACACCGGCUGCAAGGAGCUUACCUACAUUUUCACCCGCGGUACCUCUGAGACCGGCAACAUGGGCGCUAUUAUCGGGCCCGAGGUAGUCUCUGACCUUAAGUCCCUGAGUAGCAACAAGAUCACUGUGCAGGAUGAUAAUACCAACAUGGGGACCUCUGGCGGCAGUACCAUGACCUCAUUAGUUAAGCAAGCCAUCAGCCAAAACCCCAACACCAAUAUUGUAGUGAGCGGCUACUCGCAGGGCGCCGUAAUAGUACACAACACCGCUAGCCAGCUAAGCUCGGGAGAGAUCCAGGCGGCCGUACUUUUCAGCGACCCGCUCAAGGCCGAGUUGGCCAACACCCUCGACUCCUCCAAAGUGAAGAAGUUCUGCGCCACUGGCAACCCGGUCUGCAAGAACGGCUCCGAUGUCAUGGCCCACCUUUUCUAUAGUGAUGAUACACAAACUGCAGCGCAGUUCUUAGUCAGCGCGGUCAGUUUUAAAAUUCUCUCACGGACUCAAGUAUAUAGUUUAUCUUAUGAAGGGAGAGUACAGGGAAAUAUAGAUAACAAAAAACAGCUGUAUUUAAGAUUAGUCCUGUGGUAUAUAUAA